This is a messenger RNA of Cyclocybe aegerita, 456 nucleotides long. NCBI's taxonomy places the organism in Eukaryota, Fungi, Basidiomycota, Agaricomycetes, Agaricales, Hemipholiotaceae. The record is from the annotation of a GenBank genome assembly.
AUGUAUAUUUCGUCAGAAUGGGGGUCGUAUUCAGUACCAUCGAAGUGCAAUUCUUUUGAACAUGACGAUGGCUAUUCCAGCAAUCAGACGGCGCGAAUACUCCGGCCGAGACUGUCAACACUGUCCUUUCUAGGAUACAGAAUCCUUGGAGAGUCGCGUGCUUCUGCCGCAGGCUCCAGUUUCUACUACUCGAGCAGCCCUUCGACCGCUACGAAUGGGGUGAUUGGUCCAAUGCGGACUAAGUUUGCAUGCAUCAAAUACAGAACUGCGCGCUCAAGUCAGACGAGGGCCAGGAGCUUCCAUUCACUCGAUUUCGCUGUGAAUUCAGCGGAAGUCACAACAUAUACACCCUAUUUUGUUGUGACGAUUGGAGGGAAAGUCAGUAAUUCGAAAGUACCCAGUUCACCGGGAUUUCUUGUCGAGAUCCCGCUGUCUGAAUUAAUUCCUUGUACUUAA